AUGCCACUUGACGUCGUUUCUGAUGACGACAUAUAUCUGUUCGAGGAGGAUCUGCCUGAGGCUGACUAUGAGGGUGGGGCCCCUAUUGUUGCUGACGUCAUUCUUCCCAUUGCUGAGGCCCCUGUAGAGGAGCUUCCUGUUGGUUCACCUGCCCCAGAUUCAUUUGAGUCUGUGGCGUCUGCGUCUCUACACGACCAGGGAGUGCAGCAUCACUCUCCUGACGCCGACCCCGACAUGGCGUUAUCAGCUGCACCUGCUCCCGCACACGAGUUCGAGUUUGACCACGAGGUCGAUGAUGAUUUGGAUCCAGUCUUUCCCCAUGAUUUCGAUCCUGACCAGGAAAUCGAGUUCAUUCACUUGGACCAGCCCUUAGAGGCGCCCGUAGCUCCUAUUGAUCCUUUGUUUGAUAUCCCUGCUGAUUUUGAUAUGGAUCUUGUUGAUCCUGAGCCCAUCAUGGCCUCUGAGCCAGUCCUUGCUCCUGAUCCUGCACUAGAGCAUGACCCUGUUCAUGAUGAUGCACCAGCCAUUGCACCUCUUGUUGAUGACAUACCCAUUGCUUAUCUUCCCGUUGUUGCUCCACCGUUGGUGGAUGACCCUGUUGUUGAUGCACCAUUACCUGAUCCCGUGUCGGUAUUGUUUGACCGUGCACCUUUUGCUGCUCAUAUAGAUCCACGAUAUGCUGACACCCGCAACGGGUGGAUCGAUGACGAUGGCGAUUAUCCACCGUAUGUGCUGGCUGUCACUCCCCCAGUAGCACCUGUGUCUGCACCCACUGAUAUCCCGUUGUUUCCCCCACACACCACAGACGCUCAUCGCACUGAUCUUCCCAUUACGUUCCUCCAGGACAUACCGCUGCCUCGUCCUGGAGAGGGGUCAUCGAGGCAGCCGCCUGUUUCUGCUCUACCCAUGAUGCCUCCAAGAUGUGACCCGCGCAUGCCCACUAAUGAGGCAGAACUCCAAGAGAUCAUUGCUGCAGCUAUCGCGCAAUACGCUGCUUCUCAUGCAGAAACGAGUGGAAAUAUCUUGCACAACCACGACACAGGAGUAUCGGACACCUUGGAUCCUAUGGCAGUCGUGUCAGAUGACGAGAUUCCGUCAGACCGAGAGGUCUACACAUCAGACACCACCAGCACUGAUGACGACGAUUUUCAGCCCUUCGCGCUGCCAGACAUCGGAGCUGAGCCUGCUGAUGGCCUUCCUGCGGGGGAUUAA
Molecule: messenger RNA, 1212 nt
Organism: Helianthus annuus (common sunflower)
Lineage: Eukaryota; Viridiplantae; Streptophyta; Magnoliopsida; Asterales; Asteraceae
Product: early nodulin-75-like
Exons: 3
Coding region: 1-1212 (403 amino acids)
Source: RefSeq, a predicted model, not a curated record